AAGACCUUUAUUCCAGCAUUAUUUGGACAUGCUUCUGAGGACAUAUUUAUUCAGCCACAUCAUUCUGAUCUUAUUUACCAGGCAUAUGCGGGAGACAAGAAUAUUAUCAGAUUUGAGGGUGAUCACAACUCCCCUAGACCACAAUUUUAUUAUGAUUCUGUUUCAAUUUUCUUUUAUAAUGUCCUUCAUCCCCCUCAAAUCUCUAUAACAUGCUCAACUAAGCCGGAGAGCUACUAUGAUUUAGGAGGUCUGAAGAUCGCUGCUGGUACAAAUGAGAAUUUAUUGUACGAGAUCAUUACCGGUCUCCGUGCUGCUCGUUCCAAUGCAGCAAGUUCCUCAUCAGCUCCUCCUAGCAAUCCAAAUGGUUCAACCACAAAAUCAGUAGUUGAAUUGCUAUCAGAAAGUGUAGCCAAUAUGUCUUUAAAUAAUGAGCUGGAUUUUUUCCUUGAUCAUGAGAAUACUGAUACUGGAAUCGGUGAGACUAGUGCAGAAGAAUCCCAUUCGCAGGUAAUUAUUUAUAUCCUUGCUAUUCAGAAAUAAUUAUUGCUGGCAAUCAUUUUAUUAUUGAAUUAUCGAUGAUGUAUUCACUGGCAUCCUCUACGUUGCAU
Elaeis guineensis (African oil palm) is the source of this 608-nucleotide messenger RNA. Lineage: Eukaryota; Viridiplantae; Streptophyta; Magnoliopsida; Arecales; Arecaceae. The record is from RefSeq and is a predicted model, not a curated record.